UGAAGAAAAAAUCCCUAAUUUUCAGUUCCUUCUUUCUCUUGGCUCGCGCGCACGGGUGUCCUCUGAACUCUAUCGACGCUGAAAUCUUGCGACGGCGUUGAUCCUUUCCUUCCAUACACGGCAGCUUCUGUAAUACAUACAUUUUUUCCCCUCCUAUUUUCGUCAACUCCUCCGCUAGAAAACGCUCUAAGCUCUCGUUCACCAAGUACCCGCCGUCACUGAUCGUUUUCCAGCCACUCUCGUCUCUUCUAUUAUUGUCUUACAGCAGACGCAAAUCUUGAAAAUUCUGUGAGAAAAUCCCUCCGAGCUCACAGGAACUAUGAGGGAAGUCGUGACUGUUCAAGUUGGAGAAUUUGCGAACUUCGUUGGUUCUCAUUUCUGGAACUUUCAGGAUGAGUUGAUUGGCCUGGCUGCAGACCCUCUUGGAGAUGCUGUGUUUAAGCAUCAACAUCUUAAUAUGGACGUACUCUACCGUUCUGGUGAGACACAACAGGGUGUACUUACGUAUACUCCACGCCUAGUUUCAGUUGGCUUUAAAGGAGGCUUAGGAUCUGUAAGUGCACGUGGCACUCUAUAUAAUGAUGAUGCGGAUACACCAUCUAAUAUUGUCACAUGGCGUGGUAAUGUUGCCACUCAGCAUACUGAAUCACGUAAGAAAAACUUGUUCUUGCAAAGUUUAUCUGAAGAAGAGCAGGAGAACGUAGUGAGUGGUCAAAGUAGUGGUCGGGGAGAAAUUGAGGACAAGGAUAUAGUCGAAUGCCUAGAAAAAGAUGUCACCUUUUGGACAGACUUCUCUAAGGUUCACUUCCACCCUCAAAGCUUAUAUCAAUUAAAUGGAUUAUGGAUGGACGUUCAGGAGUUCGACAAUUAUGGAAUUGGAAAAGAAUCUCUCUCUUGGGGUUCGCAAGGUGAAGAAAUCGAUGAGAGGCUUCGUUUUUUUGUGGAGGAAUGUGACCAUAUCCAAGGUUUUCAGUUCAUAGUUGAUGACUCAGGAGGUUUUUCGGCAAUAGCUGGGGAUUUUCUCGAGAGUGUUGCAGAUGAAUAUUCAAACACCCCAGUUUUACUUUAUAGUGUUCGAAGUCCUAGCUCUUCUAACAUGCUUCGUGAAAAUAAGAAGCAGAUAGUUUCUAGAAAUCUCCAUGAUGCAGUUUCAUUUGCAAGACUAUCAUCUUUUUGUCAGCUUUAUGUGCCAGUUGGUUUGCCAAGUUUGAGCAGAAGCAAAGCUACCACGCAUCUCUGCAUUGAUGACCAGAAGCCUUACCACUGUAGUGCUGUAUAUGCUGCUGCUUUACACUCCAUUGGGCUUCCUUUACGAAUGGAAGCCCAUGGUGCAACCACAGAUUCAAAUUAUGUUUCCGGUGCAGUUCAUAUCAAUGACUUGGUAAGGAUGUUAGCUGGGCAAGGUAGGCAAAAUAUGGUAGCCAUUUUGGAUGUUGCUAUGCCGGCGCCCUCUGUCUUUGGAAAACAUUUGGGCCAAUCAUUCUUGGAAAAUUUGCAGCCCUUGACACCCGAGGUAACAGAAGAUGCAGAAGAUUUGCAGGCACUGGAAUACAUGGCCGUGCAUGGAGUGUUCGGAUCGGGAGGGGACCGGGCUUCAGUCUCCGAAGUAAAGGAUGAAAUUUGUGCUGCUUAUGAAGGGGAAGCAGUAAAGCCAAAGCACUGCCAUCUGUCAACAGCUCAAUGUCCUCUGCCUAUACCCUUGCCUUUCCCUUCAAUCUUUGGAAACCUGAUUAGCCAACAUGGUCAAUUGUUGACCACUCCAAUCUCGGGUGCUUUGUCAAGGGGAUCCCUUGACGUGCAUUCCAUUCCCAUUGCAGCUCGGCUACGUUCUAGCAGUGCUAUACUGCCAUUUUUAGAGAGAAGAUUAACGAAUCUUCUAAGACAUGGAACGGUACAAGGAUCGUCUGCGUCCCCAUUGCUUAGAAGUUGGGGGUUUGGAAGAGAGGAAGUAGAAGACAUGGGAGAAUCACUUUCAAAAAUGGUUUUGGCGCUAAAUCCACAUUCACUAUCCUCGUCUGAUUCUGAUUGAGGUAUGUACGACUGUUAUGAAAUUGAAAAUGUAGAAAUUUGUGAAAGUGGGAUUGAAGUAGUCUGUCUGUUUGAUUUAUAGUCAUGAACUCAGAAUGAUGAAAUGCACACGAGAACAUGGGUUUUUAUGUGAUUCUUGACAUCAUGUAGCUAAGGAUUUUUAGAAACGGGCAGCAAGAAAGGUCAACUGUCAAGCUGCCUGCUGUUUUGUUGGAUUUCAUGUCAUGGUUGUGCUUGGGUCUGAUUAUUAGUGUAGCAUUUUCUUUUCUUAGAAAUGAUUAGUCUGGCUAGCUUUAUUUAAAGAUGUAUACAGAAACAUAAAAUUAAAUGUUUUCUUGAUGAAUUUUAGUUG
Messenger RNA from Cucurbita moschata (crookneck pumpkin), 2380 nucleotides. RefSeq names its product protein misato homolog 1. Gene Ontology annotation, cellular component: cytoplasm. NCBI's taxonomy places the organism in Eukaryota, Viridiplantae, Streptophyta, Magnoliopsida, Cucurbitales, Cucurbitaceae. The record is from RefSeq and is a predicted model, not a curated record. The transcript has 10 exons. The coding region runs from base 320 to 2029 and encodes 569 amino acids.